GCACUGGAGCACACUUUAGCCUCUCCAGCAGCAGCCUGGGAGACAGGCUGUGCUCAGUCUGAGCGCGCCUGCCUGAGACAGCAGGCUGCUUGCUGUUCAGCCUGUAGCUGUUGCAAGGGGCUGGGUUCCUAGCCAGCACCCCCCCCCCCCCGACUCUCAGCCUUGUUUAUUGUGGAGCAAGAAGAGAGGGUUUUCUCUUGUUGGAACACCUGGGCUGGUUUACCUUCUUCUUGAUUUUAAGUAGUUCCCCCCCAUGAGAACUGAAUUUCGAGUGUUUCUCAAGGACAAACAGUGCCCCUGAGCUGGAGAUGAGCCAGGAGGCCAGCUCCUGAGGCUGUCUGCUAAGGGCUCCGAGUCCCCCACCCCAUUCAAAAUGCCAUUUAAAGCAUUCGAUACCUUCAAAGAGAAAAUUCUGAAACCUGGGAAGGAAGGAGUGAAGAACGCCGUAGGAGAUUCGCUGGGAAUCUUACAAAGGAAAAUUGACGGGACCAAUGAAGAGGAAGACAGCAUUGAGCUGAGUGAAGAAGGAAGGCCCGUGCAAGCAUCCAGGCCACACCUCCCAGUCUGUGACUGCAGUUGCUGCGGCCUCCCCAAGCGCUACAUCAUCGCUAUCAUGAGUGGGCUGGGAUUCUGCAUUUCCUUCGGGAUUCGGUGCAACCUUGGAGUGGCCAUUGUGGAAAUGGUCAACAAUAGCACUGUGUAUGUGGAUGGGAAACCAGAAAUCCAGAUGGCUCAGUUUAACUGGGAUCCAGAGACGGUGGGCCUUAUCCAUGGAUCUUUCUUCUGGGGCUAUAUUGUGACACAAAUUCCCGGUGGCUUCAUCUCAAACAAGUUUGCUGCCAACAGGGUCUUUGGAGCCGCCAUCUUCUUGACAUCAACUCUGAACAUAUUCAUCCCUUCUGCAGCCAGGGUACAUUACGGCUGUGUUAUGUGUGUGAGGAUUUUGCAGGGCCUGGUGGAGGGUGUUACCUACCCAGCCUGCCAUGGGAUGUGGAGUAAGUGGGCGCCUCCCCUGGAGAGAAGCCGAUUGGCCACGACGUCCUUUUGUGGUUCCUAUGCUGGAGCAGUCGUUGCUAUGCCACUGGCAGGAGUGUUGGUGCAGUACAUUGGCUGGGCCUCUGUCUUUUACAUUUAUGGUAUGUUUGGGAUUAUCUGGUACAUAUUUUGGCUGUUGCAGGCCUAUGAGUGCCCAGCAGCUCACCCAACAAUAUCCAGUGCAGAAAAGACCUACAUAGAGACAAGUAUCGGAGAAGGGGCCAACUUGGCCAGUCCGAGUAAAUUCAACACACCCUGGAAAAGGUUCUUCACAUCCUUGCCUGUCUAUGCUAUCAUUGUAGCAAACUUCUGUAGGAGCUGGACCUUUUAUUUACUCUUAAUAAGUCAGCCUGCCUACUUUGAAGAGGUCUUUGGGUUUGCAAUAAGUAAGGUGGGUCUCUUGUCUGCUGUCCCACACAUGGUGAUGACUAUCGUGGUACCCAUUGGAGGGCAACUAGCUGAUUGUUUAAGAAGCAGAAAGAUCUUAACCACAACUGCUGUCCGAAAGAUCAUGAAUUGUGGAGGCUUUGGCAUGGAAGCAACCUUGCUUUUGGUGGUUGGCUUUUCCCACACCAAAGGAGUGGCUAUCUCCUUCCUGGUGCUCGCUGUAGGAUUCAGUGGCUUCGCUAUUUCAGGUUUUAAUGUCAACCACCUGGACAUUGCUCCACGCUAUGCCAGCAUUCUCAUGGGGAUUUCUAAUGGAGUGGGAACACUAUCUGGAAUGGUCUGCCCCCUCAUUGUCGGAGCAAUGACCAAGCACAAGACCCGUGAGGAAUGGCAGAACGUGUUCCUCAUAGCAGCUCUGGUCCACUACAGUGGUGUCAUCUUCUAUGGGGUCUUUGCUUCAGGGGAAAAACAGGACUGGGCUGAUCCAGAGAGUCUCUCUGAGGAGAAAUGUGGGAUCAUUGACCAAGAUGAAUUAGCUGAGGAAACAGAGCUCAACCACGAGGCUAUGGUAAGUCCCAGAAAGAAGAUGUCUUAUGGUGCCACCACUCAGAAUUUCGAAGUCCAGAAGAGUGGGUGGAGACAACAGAGAGAAGCUGCCUUCCAGGAGGAAGAGGCAUUGUCCUACCAGAAUGAAGGAGACUACUCAGAAGCAUCCUAAUGCCCAUCUUCUCCUCAACAUACAAGCAGAAGUAUCCAUUCCCAUUGCCUUUCCAUACCUCGGCUUGCCAGGGGACAAAUCAUGGGACACUGGAGGUAGUGGGAGGAGAUUAAGUCAACAGCAGAGAAAAGAGAGAAACACCUUCUUCCAUAGAUAAGAGUAUGGUUCUUGCUGGGCGUUGGUGGCUCAUGCCUUUAAUCCCAGCACUCGGGAGGCAGAGGCAGGCAAUCUCUGUGAGUUCGAGGCCAGCCUGGUCUACAAAAGCUAGUUCCAGGAUAGCCUCCAAAGCCACAGAGAAACCCUGUUUCGAACCCCCCCCCAAAAGAGUAUGGUUCUUGCAGUCAGUUGAUAAAGUAGUUGAUCAUAUCUUUUCAGGGUGGGGCAGGGUUGGUGUUUGCUGUUGAGCCUUCUCUCAAAGAACUAGCUACUCAGAAAUAAAUGGCUAGAAGAAUAAGAAGUAGCUUGUUGCUCAAAUAAACAUAGAAAGAAAUCCCUCUUUGGCCUGGAGAAGAGUACAUGAUGGCUGUCACCACACCUCCUAAGAUACCCAUGCAGAGAAAAUUUCCUAACCCUGAUGAAGGGAAGCACUCAUAGAGGCCCUCUGUUGUGCCAGGUGCUUUAUGAACAUUCUUAUCUAACCUCCACACCCUAUUACAUAUAGUUAUUGUACCCAUUUUACAGCUAGGGACACUAAAGGAACAGGAUAACCCACCCAAUGUUGCCCUCUUGGGGUCAAGACCGAGACCGGCAGAUGAGUGGGAGUUUUAGGAGAGAAGGGUCCACCCAGCUCAGUGUAGGUACAUUUUCAAUGAUAAAAAACUGGAAAUGGAAUCAGCUGUUCUAUGGGUGAUUCCAUGUUUGGUCAAGGACGCGUGCACGCACGUGUGUGUGUGCGCGCGUGUGUGUGUGUGUGUGUGUGUGUGAAUAUUUAGACUAUGUGGCAGAGGGGAUUCAAAUAUAUAAAAUUCUGAACUCAAAACCCUUAAGGUCCUAUAUUACUCAAUGAACCAAACCAUUUGGUGAAUCAAUGACUUUUUUUCUUUAAGAGUCACAGACUGACAAAAAGAAAUAAUAAAUAAAAUGAAGCUAAGGAUGAUAGCUCCAUUUCCAGGAAUGUUUUAAAAGAAGUCUACGAAGAGUUGACUAUUAAAUUAUAACCCUCUACAUCAUUGGGAAUGUGGUUAAAUAAUGUCCCAAGUUAACUAGUAGCCCCUAAAACAUUUAAUAAUCAAAGAAUCAGACUCAGGUGACUUUUUGCCACUAGUUUCUUCAAAGAGUUUUGUUUAAACAAACGUGUGUCACUAGUUUUCUCUGCCAGUGAGUAUAAUAAUAAGUGGUCAGAUGACAUGAAAUUGUUUUCAAAAUAUUCAUAAUAACUGUACCUGGAAUGUUCAUUGAAAAUAAAAAGAUAGCAAUAGUUUUGUAGAGAAAUACUGCAGUCAAAAUGUUCAAGACAAUCAGGCCUGUACUUGGUGUUGAAAACUUCAUCUGUGAUUGUGUUAAGCAAUAACAUGGAUACUCUCAAAUAUAAUUAAAAAUGUAAUGUUGGCAUGUGAGAGGUUAUUAGAAAAUAAAAUUAAUUUCCUGACCCUUAGUUUUGAAAAGUUUGUUUAUAUUUUCAGAAGGAAAUUUAAUAUGAUGAUAAAAUACAGAUAUACUUGUAGUAUGUUAUAGUAUAUUAUUUGUUGCCUAGUUUUUUCCAUUUCGUUUCUGGUCCCUUGCUAUGCUUAAGGAGUUAUAAUGUACUUUAUAAAAAAGACUAAUGUUAGAUUUUAAAAGAGAAUGGCUAACUUCCCACUAAAUAACAUUCUUUCUUUUACUUGUAUAUAAUUUGUGUUAUCAGACGUUGUAAAACCUCCCUAUUGCGUGAAUCCAUGUAAGCCCCCCCAGAGCAGUUCCUGGCAUACAGAAGUACUUAAGAAAUAGCUGUCCUGUCAUCACUAUCUUUGACUCUUGUGUGACCAUGUCAUUUGUAAAGAAAGAACUGCUGUGUCAUUUCAUCCAUUGGCCGCAGAGUUUAUUAUGAAAAUUGCACUGUUUUCUAAGUAAAAAAAAUAGAUAAUAAUAACCAGUGUUUAUUUCUUUGUGUGUUAACAAAGUAUAAUAAUUACAUGUAUGAAAAAGCCUCAUGAUGGUCAUGAAGGCAGUGUUGUAGGUUGUGACCCAAUCUGCUGUGCGUGUCGAUGUUACGCAGAAACACCACAUUUUGCUUAUACCUUGCACGUAUAGUAUAUUUUUUAGUGGUGGGAUGGAUCGUGGCAUUAAACGUUUUGAAACAUG
Messenger RNA from Mesocricetus auratus (golden hamster), 4420 nucleotides. It is a transcript of the gene Slc17a8, whose product is annotated as solute carrier family 17 member 8. The transcript is spliced from 12 exons. Gene Ontology annotation, molecular function: L-glutamate transmembrane transporter activity; neurotransmitter transmembrane transporter activity. NCBI's taxonomy places the organism in Eukaryota, Metazoa, Chordata, Mammalia, Rodentia, Cricetidae. Gene Ontology annotation, biological process: neurotransmitter loading into synaptic vesicle; synaptic transmission, glutamatergic; regulation of synapse structure or activity. Bases 374 to 2140 code for a protein of 588 amino acids. Gene Ontology annotation, cellular component: synaptic vesicle membrane; excitatory synapse. The record is from RefSeq and is a predicted model, not a curated record.